Messenger RNA from Monosiga brevicollis MX1, 792 nucleotides. RefSeq lists its product as uncharacterized. Bases 79 to 792 code for a protein of 237 amino acids. Gene Ontology annotation, cellular component: membrane. Gene Ontology annotation, biological process: vesicle-mediated transport. The record is from RefSeq and is a predicted model, not a curated record. NCBI's taxonomy places the organism in Eukaryota, Choanoflagellata, Craspedida, Salpingoecidae. The transcript has a single exon.
CACACACUGGCGUGGUGCUCUCGUGGUGGGCGGUGGAUGCGUGAGACGCGGGAGCUAGAGGCUACCUGAGCCAGCAGCAUGCCGGCACAUUAUCUGGCAGUUGCCUUUCAGGGCUCGAUCCUGGCCGAGUUUACUGAAUCUCAGGGCAACUUUGUGACCAUUGUGACAACCUUUAUUGCCAAUCUGGGCGCGCAGCCGGGCAAGCGGGUGUACCGCAGCGAUGAGGGUGCGGUGCGACAUCUCUACUGCGUGCUGGAGCAGGAUCAGGUGCAGUUUGUGUGUUUCGCAGAGGCGGGUACGCCGCAUGCUGCCAUCUUUGACGGGUUGGAGCGUGUAGCGGCCCGUUUUGCAGCUACCUUUGCCAACCAGCGAACUCGCCCCGCCUACUCGCUGAACAACGAGCUGGAGCCGCUCCUGCGCCGUGAGCUGGGACACAUUAACGCUGCACGGUCCGAUACAGACGCAUUACAGUCUACCCGUGCUCAGGUUGACGAAGUGCGUGGCAUUUUGGUUCAAAACAUUGAUAAGGUUUUGCAGCGCGGUGAGGCCCUGGAUGCCCUCGUCGACAAGGCCGAGGAGCUGGAGUUUAACGCAGAUCGCUUCCGCCACAACGCCACCCGUUUGAAGCGUCAGAUGUGGUGGAAGAACAUCAAGUGGCAAAUCGUUCUCUUUCUCGUCUUUGUGGUAGUGAUCAUCGCCAUCCUGGGCAUUGCUGGUGUCUUCAAGAAGAAAAAACACUCCGGCUCGAAGGAUACCACCACCACCACCACCACCACAACCAGCGCGCCUUAG